Molecule: messenger RNA, 3270 nt
Organism: Hymenoscyphus albidus
Lineage: Eukaryota; Fungi; Ascomycota; Leotiomycetes; Helotiales; Helotiaceae
Source: the annotation of a GenBank genome assembly
ACUGCCUUCAUCACUCAUCCACCCACCCCUCCGCCGUCCAGGGCAUUGCAUCGCAUCUCUUUCUUCCUCCCCUUCGCUCCCCUUCCCUUCUUGCAACGCACCGCAACGCAACCAGACCGAUGGUCUCUUUCAAACCCGUUCACCACCACCAAAACUCUGCGACGGACUUUUGAUCCGGGACCACGAGGAGGAAACUAAGAGACGAGAAGGAUUUGCAGCACCUCUUUCCACCCGCGGCUCUGUACCCAACACAAAGGCUCCUGGAAGCGAGGGCUCAGCGAAGUGAACCGUGUGGCAGUACAGUCCAGUCCAGUUCACUCCACUCCACUCGCAAAUUUUCGACUCGAUCAUUCUCACCCACCAACACACCCGCCCUCGACCUCCUCACUUCGCCCACAAACCAUCACCACCACGAUCGUUCAUCUCGAGAUACGAGUGCAGAUAUUAAUAGGCGUCGGAAUCGUGAGCACCCCCCAUCUCCCCGUCAACACCCGUCGAGCGUGGGUUGGUCUGGUAAAGAGCGAGGGCGGGAGCGAGCAAGGACAUCCCAUCCUAUCCCAUCCCGUAAAACGGGCUGCCGGGAACUCAAUGCUUUCCGCCCGCCGCCAAAACUUUAACCACGAACAAAGCUAAUUGUUGGGCCAGAAAAGACCUCCACCUUUUCCCUCCACCAUCACCAAUCAUAAACAUCACAUCACCAGACAACAACGUUCGAAUUGUUCUCUUCGCGUGGCAUUGGAUUCAACGUCGACAUGUCGGUAUUAAAACAACCAAAAGAUGUGCCGCGGGCGAAGGAUGCCAUGGGCAACGACAUACCCGAUGCGAAGAUGACGAGGACCACCAGCGCUGGAAAGAAGCUUACGUACAUGCUCAAUGUCAUUCAGCAACCCCAGCGAGCGAGAGCUUGCGGCUCUGGAGCCAAGUGUAAGAUUCCGGUGCUGCAACAUGUUUCCAUGGAUCAUGCUAACUCAGAAAAGCUUCGGCGGACCGAAGACCAGUUGAUCCUCCACCAGUCGUCGAGCUUCGUAUUUUUGAGGGCGAGACCCAAAAGGAUCCAGAUGUCACUUUCUCCUACAAGGCCAACUUCUUCCUUUUUGCAACCUUGGAGUCAGUCCGACCGAUCGCACAUGGCCGUGUUCAGCCAACUCCAUCCCAGACACCCGUCCUCACUGGAAUGCCCGUCUCGGGAAUGGCCUACCUGGAUCGUCCGCUAGAAGCUGGAUAUUUCAUUUUCCCUGAUCUUUCCGUUCGCCAUGAAGGCGAGUAUAGAUUGAGCUUCAACUUGUAUGAAUCGGUUGACCCUUCACUAAAUGGUGAUUCCUCGCCUGUGGAUCGAAAGCCCUCUCUGAGCACUGACAUUCCCAAUGCAUCAUUCGACUGGCGCAUGGAAGUAAAGUCCCAUCAAUUCCCUGUCUACAGUGCAAAGAAGUUUCCAGGUCUAUCUGAGAGUACCCAACUCAGUCGAGUCGUAGCUGAGCAAGGUUGCCGAGUUCGCAUUCGACGUGAUGUUAGAAUGAGAAGAAGAGAGAAGAACGCCCCUGAGGAUUAUGAGCAUAAUGAACCACAACACGAUGCGUGGUCACGCCCAGCCCCGAGCAUGGAGGACCAGCAGGAAGUUUAUACUCGAGAGCGUUCUCGUGGCGACAACAUUUCUCCCAAGUAUGACCAUGGAGAGGGCUACUCACCACAUCAUUCUGAAUCACCCCCGUUGUCUUCUGGACCUGUUCCACCAAAUGGCUAUCUCGGAAAUGUCGGUGGUGAUCUAGCUCGCAGCAACCAUCCAAAUGGACCUCCCCAAUUCGCAGCACCGCAAGCGCCUCACUCCCAACCACCUUCAACACAUUCACAUCCAUACCCACCUGCUCCUGUUCAUUAUCAUCAACAGCAGCAACCUCAAUAUCAGCAGUAUCGGGCACCACCACCUCCUCCAGCUCCCAUCCAACCACAGCCAUAUUCCCAGACAUAUGCUCCACCGCCUCCUUCAUAUUCAACCAGCCAACCACGAGAUCUUUAUGAACGCGAUCAACACAGGAGACCAUCGAUGGGCUACCAACACCACAAUCCUCCACCGCCUGCGCAUCCACCAAUUGAAAGCGGAUUUUCACGACGACCAAGCUAUGCUGCAUCUGGACCACAUUCAUCUCACGACCAACUUCCACCAAUUGCGCCUUUGAAUAUUCCAACCCAUAAUACGCACGAUCACAAUAUGCAUAAUUCUCAAAUCAGUCCUCCAUUGCCAACCAAAUCCACUUCCUACAUAACUCCAGACUACGACCAAACUCCUCGUACUUACACUCAAUAUCAAGAUCAACGCUCGCCACCGGAACCCACGACUUUGAAAAGAUCGUACGACGCCGUUUUUAGCAACACCCCAGCACAGCAACCGCUCUACAAUGGACGUCGGCCUUCAGAACCGAAUUACAAUCACGAAGGCACCUCUGCUGGUGAGCCUCCCAUGUUUUACAAACGUGCCGAUGGCAUUUACAAAAAGAAGGACUCCGAGCAAGGCGAUUUCAAGAUUGUUCAUCCCGAGGAACAAUUGCAACUCUCCCAAGAGGAGUAUAAUCGGAAUCGUGCUACUGCCCAUUAUUAGUCGUUUGAAGUGAGGCGUUCGUGAUGCUUUGAUAUCAUUCUAUUGGCGAUCGAGGCGUUGGGUCUGGGUUUCAUAAGGAGGGUAUUCGUAUUAUACCUACUUCUUUUUGUCUAUACCUUUUUUGCUUUGGGAUGGGGAUUUGGCGUUGAGGGGAUGUUGGAGUGAUACAUUAUUCUUGAGAGUUCCCAUGAUGAAACGGGAGUUUGGUUUCUCUUUGAAAUUCUUUGCAUUGAACGACAGACGACUUUUUGGAGAGAUCUUUAUUUGGAGUGGAAGAAUACCCCGACGUACACGUUAUACCUCUUUGGAGAGGUUUUUUUCUUUCUUACCCCUGUGUUUAGAACAUAUCAGCUUUGCUUGCGUUUCCUUUGUCCUAUUGUUCUUAUCCUUUGCUUUUCAGGGUGGUUUUUGUGUAAUUAAGAGGAUGUUUUAGCGGAGGAUGGAUGGAAAAAUUCUUCUGGGAGAUGUGAUGGGAAUAGGGAGAAGCAUGUUUUGUUGUAUGGACUAGCAGGAAUUACAAUCCCGAAAUCGGGAUAGCAGGCCAGAAGUUUUUUAUUUCGUGGAUUUGAGAUUGGCAUGUUUGUGGCAAGGAAGCAGUGGGAAUUCAGGAGACAGCACAGAAAGAAGAAUGAUUUGAAAGAUAUCAGAUAUAUAUAUGAAUAGUAUAUUCUCUCCCC